GGCACUUGGAUGUUGUGAUGCCCUCAAGUGAGAGCUGUGCUCCCCUGCCCCACAGGUACUGCUUUUAGACUUGGGCAGAGCACCUCAGCAGGUUGAGGGUAACCUGAUGGAUAAGAAACCUUUGAACAGCUUUUCUGCUCCCCUCUAUUUUUCUUUUCUACUGCACUAAUUACUUCUAAUGUAAAUGAUUUGUGUCAUAUUCUAUUUGGAUCAAAAUUGAAAUGCAUUUUUUAAUGGAUUUGUCCACAUCUGAAGUCUUGCAUUAAAACUGAAGAUGCUUAUUCAAAACAUAUCUGAUUAAUAGAAUCACAAGGUUAGAAAGGGCCUACAAGAUCAUCUAGUCCAACUGUCCUCCUGUCACCAUUACUACCCACUAAGCUACUAAACCAUAUCUCGUAUAUAGUUAUAACCAUACAUAUAUAUGGUUAUAAUCAUAUAAUACUGUUAAAACACAUUUAGUAUUUAAAGUUGAUUUAACUGAAAUAAAUCCUAUUCGAUAUGAGUCUCUUUCUGGUGGCCCUUUAUCAUGACUGCUGGCAUUAUGUGAUUUUUGAUGUUAGCCAAUUCUAGAAAAGGAGGACUUUUUCCUUCAGAUUCUUGAUUCCAGUUGAGGUUAGUUGUUAGGUGAGAUAAAUACUCAGCCAGCACAGAGAGGUGCUAUGCUUGUCAGGCUCUCAUUUAGCACACUAAAUUUAGAGCUGAAGUGUGCAUCUGGUGACUUUGAUCAGUUCGGGUGAUUUGACUGAAAGAUUUUGACAGUGCAAUAUAAUGUCUGAGUACUAAACAUUCAACUGUGGUUUUAAGCAGUUAUUCUAGAAAGCUUCUGUUGCCCCCCCCCCAAAAAAAAAGAAAACUGAAAAGAAAAAAAGAAGCAAAAUAAUCUUAAACAAAUGUAUUUAUCUUGCAUAUUAAAGUGUAAAUUGGAGUCCCUUCCUUUAUGUAUGCAUUUGGGUAGUAGAAAGGAAAGCAAGGAAGAGCUGAUGAAGUCUUGUAGCACCCUCAGCAUUAGGUACAUUGAACAGGAAUGAGUUUGCAGACAGAUCUGUGUGGUAUAGACUGACUGUGUGUCCAACCCACUGGGUUGAUGUUGUUGUUGCCCUCUUUUUUUUAAUGUGGUUUAAUAAAAAAAUAAAAUAAGUGUUGUUACUCAUACAUUAAAUAUGUUAGAUAUUUUACCUGCAGCCCAAGACAAUGCCUCUUUACUCAGGGCAGCUCAGGCAGUAGGUUGAACACCCAUGUGCUGUCAAGAAGCUACGUUGUCAGUACUGUAUUACUUCCACUGCAGAGAUGGAAGGGGGAGUUGGGUGCCCCUAACAGUGUUGGGUGAGAAGAUUGAGGUGCACAUGUAAGUGCUACUUCAUUAUAUAGGGGAUUAAAUGCAUUUAAGUACCUCUCGUGGCUGACGCUUAGAGGACAAGAACCUUCUUUGCAGUUACUCUUUUUAGAUCCUUUUAGUAGCUUGGAUACAAAGUGCCUAAAUGAAGGAGAAAAAAAACAAACCCCCAAAAAACCAACAAUCUAAAGCAUGUGGAAUGAGGUGGUCAGGAAGUAAAGCUACUGUUCCGGGCCCUACAAACACAAUCUCAAUCUCCAAGGUAUGCUACAGAGAAGGGGAAACUCUUUCAUCUAAGAAGCAGCCCAAAAGAGGGAGCUGAAUUAUUUUUAGUACGGUACAAGUCCAGGUAAAAGCACUCUAAAUGACUAUAGAACUGUGUCAGCUCUUCAGUGCUGCUCCCCAGAUGUUGAUAAGCACCUACUUGGGUAGGUCAGGUAGCUGGGGACAGGAAAUCAUUUGGAACUUCUUUUUCCUGUCAUCUAUUAUGUUUUGUUACAAAUGCUGAUAGGCAUCAAAAGUAAAAUGUACUUUAAAAAAAGAUGAAAGGAAGAAAGGAAAAAUGACUUCUGCCAGUGGUGGUAAUUCGGAAGCUUGAGCAAUUUGCUGCUCAGUCUCUGCAGUAACAUCGAAGUCCUGGUUUACAGACUUUCCUACUGACUUUGUCAAAAGGAUGGGCAAAGUGCUGAGGUCCUCAGCAAACAGUUCAGCUGCUUGGGGGUUGCGCUGGCAUUGCUAGCAUUUGCUUUUUCAUCGAGUCUGAUAACAUUUUGCAUUGCGCUCAGCUCCUGGAGCUGGGAAUUUAAGAACACUGAGCUAUUUCCACUAAUCUUUCAGCCACAAAUGCUGAAGAAAACUCUAAAAUGGUAGCGUGUGUCCCAUGCUCUAAAACAAAGAUCUGGACGAAUGAUGUCUGCUUCUUGGUGGGGGCUGGAAACUCAGACAAUGUACUUGGCUGGGUUGUUGUUGACCCAACUCGCUUUGAGAUACUCUGGGAGUGUUGAUGAGAGCAGGAGUUUCAGUGGGGCGGGCUGAUAACCUCCAGCACUGCGGGCUGUCGGGUGGCUGCGUGCUUGGCAAAUACAUCUUGUCUGUAGCUGUGGGCUUUUUGUCCACAGGGGAGUCCUCCUAUUUAUAGCCUAAUGAAUGUCAUGCCUUCAUAGAAAAAUUCUUGCUGUCUCUUAUAAUUAAAAAAAAAAAAAACCCUAACAAAACCAACUGUAAAAGUGUGUCACUUUUGUAAUGAUUUUUUUCUGAUGGGAGUGUUGUACUUCCUUCCUUCCUUUUCUUUUUUUCUUCCAUCCUCUUCUUUUGAAGACUUCAUCUAGGACUGCUUGCCUUCCAACACCCAGUUAGGUAGUUUCUAACUUUUGGCAACUGAACUCUAUACGUUAACGUUACCUAAAUAUAUCUGUUCUUUUUUCCUUGCAUUUUGAGAUACGAUCUCUAAAAACACAUCUGGAUUUUAAGGCAUCAUAACAGCGUGAAGUGGAAUGAGUUGCAAGCUCAAUUUACAACUUCCUGUUAGCAUAAUGCCAGCUUUAUCUAGAUGGGUUUUUAUCUUGUCUAAAAGCUUUCUGCUAGAUACAAUCAAUAUGUUAAAAAUAUUCUUUCUAGAAAGACAGACGUUACUUUGAGAACCCAGUGAUUGUGAAGAUAGUUCAGCAGCAGCGGUACACGCUGCUUUAGCAGAGCAUCUUCCUGAAGUGCUCAGUGUGGUUUGUUUGAAAAGAGGCAGUACUGCACGAGGAACAUCAAAAGCAAUUCCCAGCAGGAUAAAUAUCUGAAACUGCAUCUCAUCACAAGUGCUGCCUGAAGUGGCUACGCGAUCUCUGCACUCUUAAUCCCUUACAUGCAUUAGUAAGGAGGAAAACUGGUGCUUGAACAGUUUUCAUUUUCCAAUAUGGUAUUUGUAGUCAUUCAUUGAUGCUCUAAAGCUUUUGGUAGAUUUUAAGGCCUAUGACAAUAAGUGUCUCUUAAAAAAAAUGUUUAUAUAUAUAUUUAUAUUCAUGUAUAUGAAAACCACUAAAGUAGCCUGAACUGGGAGACAACUUACUUUUUGUGGCUUAUAAUUGCAAGUAAUUGCCCAGAAAUGUAUUGUGAACCAUAAGUGAAAUUAAAAUCAGAUGAGAGGGCAAUAGCUUUAUCUGAUAUUUGGAUAAUCAGUAUAAAAAACAAAUGCUUAUAUUCCCUUGUUUUCUUAUGAAGGAGUACAGCUGUAUGCUGAGUGUUACAGCUGCAUAAUUGUGUGAGCUGCAUAAUGCCUCGCUGUGGCUUUGGUACCAAGGGAGCGUGUGUGUAGGGCUGAAUGGUGAGGAGGAGGGAAGGGUGCAGAAGACUAUGUAUAGAUCAAAUGCAGAUUUCUCUUUUCCAGGCUGAUGGAUACAUCUGAAAGGAAGCAAUGUGUGUGUGUAGCUGGUACUGCUGGGUUUUCUGCUCCUGCAGUGUGUGAGAACACUCUACUCUUGAGAUCUGUCAGCCAGAAAUUAUUUCAGUCAAGCGUACAGUCAUCUGCGUGGAUCAAGGCUCUUCCCUGCAGACACUAUUAGUUUCUCUAAAUGUCUAUCUUCACCAACUUUAAGCCUAACGUUUUCUGUGUACUUAGAGCCUGUUGUGUGUACUGUGCAGUCUGCACAUGCUUAGAAAACAGGAGGCUGCUGGAGUUGUGCUUUGUGCCUGUAGCAACCAGAGCAGACCUUAAGUGCAUAUCAUCACUUGGCUGUACAAAAUGAAAGGGACUGUGCCACUUCAGCCAGCAUCAGUGCACUAGCCUUAAACAAAUCUCACAUCAAGCCUGGAGAGAUGGGUCUUUCAGUGCAAGUCACUUCAAAGUGACUUUGGAUUGUCCUCUCUUUGCUGUGGAAAGUAUACUGGGCAAGUUGGUAGAAUAGCUUCUGGAGAUAGGUGAGUGUUUGAAGAGGCAGCUAAAGCAAUAUUUUGGCUCACCGGUCUGUGUGUGCCCACCUGUCUUUUCAGGGAGAAUAUUGCACUGGAACCAUCCCUGUCGCGUUACUUUGGCUUACAAGUUUUCACCUCACCAAGGUCUUUCUUGCCACCGCUUACACAUUUUGAAUUGCAAAACCAGUGGCAGUUCAUUCAGCAGUGGAAAGUCCUGUGGUCACUGAACAACGUUUUCAAUGGCAAUCAUGUUGUCUUUUGUGACAACAAUAAUAUCCUGAAUUUCACAUGAAGUUCUGGUUACGAGGAGUGUGAUUUAAAAAUAAAAAAGAAAGAAAGAAAAAAAAAGAGAGAAAUCUUUGCUUAUAUACUGGAACGUUUUGACCUGGAAAUGAGCAAAAUUAACAUAAGAUGCAAGAAUGUUACUUGUGGAAAAAUCCUUCUUUUGGACUGUGAAAUAUUCAUGACAUUUAAAAAUUCCUUCUCCCUGUGUUUUCUCAGUCUUUUGCUUAACACUGAAUUUCUUGUUUUUCCAGAAUCUAGUGUAUGUUGGCAAAGACGAGCAAGGGGUUUUGGUUUUCUUCACCAGUGGAGUGUGAAAUAGAAACUGAAGCAAGAUGAGUGAGCUGGAACAGUUACGGCAGGAGGCGGAGCAGCUGCGAAACCAGAUCAGAGAUGCAAGGAAAGCAUGUAGUGACACAACUCUUGCUCAGAUCACAACAAGCCUGGACUCAGUGGGUCGAAUUCAAAUGCGAACGAGGCGUACGCUUAGAGGUCACUUAGCCAAAAUUUAUGCUAUGCACUGGGGAUCUGACUCAAGGCUACUAGUCAGUGCUUCACAAGAUGGAAAGUUAAUUAUCUGGGAUAGUUAUACAACAAAUAAGAUGCAUGCCAUUCCUCUGAGAUCCUCCUGGGUGAUGACUUGUGCGUACGCACCGUCUGGCAACUACGUGGCCUGUGGUGGAUUGGACAACAUCUGUUCCAUAUACAAUUUAAAAACCAGAGAGGGCAACGUGAGAGUGAGCCGAGAGCUGCCGGGGCACACAGGGUAUUUGUCCUGUUGUCGCUUUUUAGAUGACAACCAAAUUGUCACUAGCUCAGGAGACACCACUUGCGCUCUGUGGGAUAUUGAAACUGGUCAGCAGACCACCACGUUCACUGGGCAUACUGGCGACGUAAUGAGUCUCUCUCUAAGUCCAGAUAUGAGGACUUUUGUUUCGGGUGCCUGUGAUGCCUCCUCGAAGCUGUGGGAUAUUCGGGAUGGGAUGUGCAGGCAGUCGUUCACAGGGCACGUGUCAGAUAUUAACGCCGUUUGUUUUUUCCCCAAUGGACAUGCAUUUGCCACUGGAUCUGAUGAUGCCACUUGCCGACUCUUCGACCUGCGUGCGGAUCAGGAAUUAAUGAUGUAUUCACAUGACAAUAUCAUCUGUGGAAUCACUUCUGUAGCCUUCUCAAAAAGUGGUCGCCUUUUGCUAGCAGGUUACGAUGAUUUCAACUGCAAUGUGUGGGAUACUCUGAAAGGGGAGAGAGCAGGUGUCCUUGCUGGCCAUGACAACCGUGUCAGCUGUUUAGGUGUUACUGAUGAUGGCAUGGCUGUAGCUACAGGGUCUUGGGACAGUUUUCUCAGAAUCUGGAAUUAACUGGGAGCCAAACAUGUACAUUCUCCACUUGAGACCUGGAGAGAUCAAUGCUGCAGCCUAUAGCUGUGAAAUAACAUUUCUACCUUGUAUUUGCAGGUGAAGUUUUUCUAUUCACUGAUUAUUACACAAAAAGGCUUUCUGUAAACUAGAAAAAAAUCAAGUGAAGAAACAGGGGAGGGGGGAAGAAAUCACUGACUUUUUAAAAGGGGCCAGCACACAUAAUCAUGGUGACCGACAAACUAAGAGCCAGUCUUUUUGUUUUUGAUGGUUCGGUUAGAUCGUCUUUGAAGGGUUUUUGCUUGUGCUCAGUCUGCUAAUCCUGUACUUUUUUUUGUACAUAACAGAAUAUACACAUUAUAGCAGCCAAUCAUGUAACAUUUGUCUGUAUGUAAAGAAAUAUGUUUGCAUUUUUUAAGGAACUACAUUUAUAGCUUUGCUUUAACCUGAGGUGUCACUUCUGAGUUUUGUAGUGGAUGAACUAUAAUUGCUGUUUUAAAUGUGUUUGUGAAUUUACUGUAGAUAAAGUGAAGCCAAUGGUAUGUAUGUGUUUUUAUAAUGGAAGGCAUUUGAAUUUUUUUUGUUUUUUAGAGGCCCUGGACUCCCAGUUAAUACCUACUGCCUUACUCACUCACUUCUUGACCUGCUUGCCUAUUCUUAAUCAUGGGGGUUCUUCCUUAAGCCAGUGGUUCCUGGUUCAUCCAUUGGCAGUGACAGCCUCCAAACACCAAGGAGUUAAUGCCAGGCAGACUUGCAACAACAGAGGAAAAGAAAACAAGUCCAGUUCCAGAAGUAUUAGCCUCCUUACUGCGGCUUUCCGCAUCUGCUAUUCCACCCAGCCCUUGGGUACGGAAACAAGUGACCUGCACUGCUGUUGUUAAGUGGCCGAGUGCUUUUCUUUUUGGCAUUUCAGCUCUUAAUGAGGUUGUUUGGCCUGUCACAAGCUCUAACAAAGUGAUCUGGCAUGGUACUUGGUGUGCAGAAAGCAGUGUGUUUGCAGAGCUUGCUCAGUCACCCCAACGAACAGAAACUCAAGAGAACUUUGCUUAGAAUCUUAAAGAUUUAAAUGUGCAGUUAAUCACCUAUAAUUCCCCUCCAAACUGGGGGUUUGCCAAAGCAUACCACAACCAAAAGUGCUUGUUGUCAGUUACGUGCAGUGUGAAUUAUGAAAGGAAUUGUGUAACUUACAGUGAACCAAAUAACCUUACUUACUUGUGUGGCCCUUUAAAACUUUGUGCUAUGAAGUUAGUGACUUGCUUGUUCUCCUGUGGUCACAGGUCUGUGCCGUAGCGGCUCAUUAGAUGCUAAUUGUUCUGCAGCUCUCACACUGUAAAUAGCCAUCUCCUCUUCCUGAUUUAUUCAGAUUUUGGUGUCAGCUGCUUACAAAUGACAAGUUCUGAUCAAGUAUGGUUGAGUGUAGAUAGAAAAAAAAUCAAGUGUGUGAUGCCCAUUUGAAACUACCCGGGAAGACUGCUUAACUUCUUGGUGCCUGGCUGCGUGCUGUGCCUGCAAUGGAUGUUCCCUCGGGAAUCUCAAAGCCUGUGGCAUUUGUAGAAAGGGGAAAUCAAGUCUAUUGGCUUUUCUGAAGUGGCUUGUCUUAAACACAUUGUGAAUUUUAUAUUACCAGGUUGGAAGAUAAUGUUCAUCUGCCCUCAGCUGAAGUUAUGGGGAGUCUGGGUAUCGGUGGGUCAGGUACCAAAUCUAAGUGCCCAAUAUUUUGUAGUAUGCCAAAACAGAGAUGACUCUUUGUCAAGUUUAUGACAUUUGUAAUCCUAAAUUUCAGAACUGUGCCUGUAAACUUGCCAUGUCUGAAUGGCGAAGGUGCCAAUAAAUGUACCAAUCACAGUAAAUUCACUUAAAUAAAAAUAAAGCAGCACAUCUCGUGCUGCAGAAGCGUACAUUUACUAACAGCAGAUUGUGGUGUAGGACCAAAAUCACACGAUAUUGUAUGUCACAGGAAUUCCUCAGCAUUUUGCUUUUCGAUCUGUCUGCAUUAACAGAACUAUUACGGAAUACUUGUUACUCUGUUAAGUGAGCAAGUUGAGAUCUCUUGGAUUUGGUUCAAUUUUUAGUGGUGCACUUAAUGUUUUUUUUUUUUUAACUCACAGCUGCCUUGAGUGAAUUGUUCUGGAAAUUUGUUACUAUAGAAUUUUAAGAAAAUAUUCUUUUUCUAAAAAGUUUUUUUCCAUAGAAGUGUGUUUUGAACCAAUUUCCUAGCCAACACUGUUGCAGAGACAGGUGCCGUUUUUGCAUUCUGUUGUUGAAGCUGGUUUCUACUUGUGAAACUCCAAAACCAAUUUUACAAAUGUAUAUAACUUUUCUUAAAAGUUUGGGUAGACUGUCAGCGUGGUAAUGGCUCUCUACAGGUAUUACUGCAAAUAGCUUCGCUAUCAUCGGUUGACGAGCAAUUGUCUGUUGGAUUCAGCUGCUAGUAAGGAAUGCCAACUACUUGCCUGUGAGGUUUCCAAAAGCAUCAUUAAAAUAUCUGCCUGUUUUUGCUGUUUGGUUAACUGGUUCUUCUAGUGCUGCAGGUCCCGUGGUGGCUCCUUUUGUGUUGGUGCACAAGGAAAUGGGGAAGGAGCCUCAGCACAACUGUGGAAACAGUAUCUGAUGCUUCUUGGGAACUUGUAGAAAGCUUGUGAUAGAUCCUGCCAAGGUGACGUUUGCUGUUUAAUUACUGUCCUGUAUUACCUAAGACUGAAAGAAAAAAAAUGUCUACAGACCUGAUGUAAAGCAAUUGUUGCUGUUGUUUGAGGCCCAAUGAUGAACUUGCACAAGUUUGCUUUUUUUUUUUUCAUGGCUCUCAUUGGUGAGCUCACUCAUUAGAAUGGAUGUGGUUUAAUGGUUAAAUGCUCAAACUCCCUCUAAUAUGAGGAAGUUAAGAAAAUGAGCCUUUGUAGGUUUUACUUAAAAGAUGUAAUUCCCAGCUUUGCAUCUCAAAGACAAUGGUGUGUGCCUGUGCUGUGGUGUAGGCACAGGUAUGCAGCUUGUGCAAUUUCUGACUGCUCCAUGGCAGCAAACUCAGUGUACAGCAGAUUUUGCAGCCCCAGUGGGUACAUCUUAAACUGUAAAAGUUUGUUUCCAAACUGCACUGUUGUCUGAAUUUCAAAUACCUUGUGUAAUUACAGAAAUGUAGUAAUUAAGACCGUUGUGCCAAAACCAUUGGUGGCAAAGUAACUCAUUCCCAGCCUCUCUUCUAAAAUGCUAUUGGUUACAGCUUGGAAGGUGGAACUCCGUGCUUUGCGUGGCAAGAUUUAUUUCAUUCAGGUACAGUGGUGGUGGUGGUGUUUUUUUUUGUCAGCGUUUUCCAGUGUUGAUUUAAUGUUGCAAUACAGGAUACUACUCAGGCCAGGCAAGUACCUAACCCGGGCUUGUUCUCGUGUAGGUUCUGACAUCUAUUUAUUGGUGGGGAUGUUGAUUGAGAUUCUGGAAACCACAAAAGCUUCUAAAUGUAUACUCGCUGAGUACUGCAGUGUUGGCCUGUUUUCAUCUGUCUCCAGACCUUUUUCUCCCACCCAUCAGCACCAUCUGCCUUGCAAAACUGCAGCUGCUUGGCAGUAUCUGGCAGAACUGAUAGGUUUAAGCAUGGACACUGAUCUGCGUAUUGAAGCGGAACAGGGAUUCACGGGCUGUCCCCCAGCCUAUGAGAGGGCCUGACCUGGACUUUCCAAAGCUGGAUGGAUGUAACAGCUGGUCCUGGCGUGCUUACUGUUGUGCAUGGGUUGGAAAUAGUGAACUCUUCAGUUCGUGUCCCACUAUGAAGUUGGCGUUACUUUAAGGUAGAAUGAAGCCAUUGUGAAAACAUUCCAAGCGUGCUUAGUCCUUCCUCUUUGAGGACACUGUCACCUCCACUAGGUUUAGUGCUGUGCUUUAAGAUGUUGGUGAGAAUAAGUAUUGGCUAAUUCAAAUAGUUGGUAUAAAUGGUUGUGUAGCAGAAUGACUGAUUUUUUGAGAUAGCAUUUCCUGUAAAAGUAAUUAAGCAUGGGUUGAUGGUGCACUUUGUAUACAGUAAUCUGGCAUGCAUGCUGGUAAACUACUUCCUACACUUCAGAGGCACCACAAGCCUUUUUAUCCAAUUGCUGGUUAUGUAAAAUACAUGCAGAAUGUUAAUGCAGUGUUGUUAUGGUAAAUGUGUGAACAGUGUUACUAAUUGAUAUAACUGAUAACAGAUUACAUGUGCCUGACAUUCUUAUACCACACAGUAUGUUUAGGUUUUAACUAAUAUGGACUUCGGUGGAAUAGUCUUAGAUAUUUCAAGCCUUUGUUUUACUUACACAAUGGUGCUCUAUUUGUGUUUUUUCUCCUUUUUCUUUUUUUUAAAGAAGGAAGAAAUAAAAGCAUCUGAACACUUGUAGUACAUAUUACAUCCAAAGGAGUCCAAAACAAAAAUGCUUCUAACCAUCUCGGUUUUAAUUUGCCUUCAGUUCCUGGCCUUUCUCAUCAGCUCGGUUCCUUCUGUCAAUUGUUGCUGACUACUUUGGAUAACUGCGGUCAUGUUACCAAUUACGAAGUGAUUCUGCACUGCCUUUGGAUCGUGUAUGUAUACAGAAACAGUCUUAAAGCUUUUAUUUAAGCUAUUGAAAAAACCAGGGACUUGUGCCAUUUGUUCUUUAACAGUGCUGUUGUAAAAAGACUUCCCUGUGAAAAAAACUCACUUGCUAUGAACUCUGUUUAUAGCUUCUUUUUUUCCCCCACAAUGGAUCUUUUCUUUGUAUUUGUACAGUGGCUCAGUGAAAGAUGUUGCCAUGAGUUGAUAUUGUAACCAAUAAACAAGUGCUUUUAACCAGA
Messenger RNA from Gallus gallus (chicken), 10656 nucleotides. RefSeq names its product G protein subunit beta 4 (gene GNB4). Gene Ontology annotation, molecular function: signaling receptor complex adaptor activity; protein binding. The record is from RefSeq and is a predicted model, not a curated record. The transcript has 10 exons. Gene Ontology annotation, biological process: G protein-coupled receptor signaling pathway. NCBI's taxonomy places the organism in Eukaryota, Metazoa, Chordata, Aves, Galliformes, Phasianidae. The coding region runs from base 4849 to 5871 and encodes 340 amino acids. Gene Ontology annotation, cellular component: cytoplasm; heterotrimeric G-protein complex.